Molecule: messenger RNA, 2286 nt
Organism: Arachis duranensis
Lineage: Eukaryota; Viridiplantae; Streptophyta; Magnoliopsida; Fabales; Fabaceae
Product: protein FAR1-RELATED SEQUENCE 5-like
Exons: 6
Coding region: 1-2286 (761 amino acids)
Molecular function (GO): nucleic acid binding; zinc ion binding
Source: RefSeq, a predicted model, not a curated record
AUGUCCAUAAACGAGGAUGAUGUGAAGAUUGAUUCUGAUAAUGAUUUAGGUGAUGAUUUCGAUUAUCAACCGAAUGCAGAAGACGAUGCUGAAGACGACGAUGUGGAUUCGCUGGAUUCUACUAGCAAGAGUGAAGAAGUUUGUGGUGUAAAAAGAAUAGCAGAUUUAAUGGUGGAGGAUAUUUGGCACCUGGAGUUUAGGACAGAGGAUGAGGCCUGCCAGUUUUAUAACGCUUAUUCUUGUUGGCAUGGAUUUGUAAUGAGGAAGGACGACGUGGUUAGGGAUAAUCAAGGUAGAAUCAUUAGCAGGCAACUUGUUUGCAACAAAGAGGGCUGGAGGAAUAUGAGGUAUCUCCAUCUGGAUGAUAGAUCAAGAGAGGCAAGGUCACUAACGCGAACCAAGUGUCCAGCUCGGCUUAGGGUAAAGCUUGACUACAGCUGCGGUAGAUGGAAGGUAUCAUGUUUUGUCGAAUCUCACAACCACGAUCUGACGCCACCCCAAUUUGCGCAUCUGGUUCCGGCCAAUCGUCGUCUCACUGUGACUGAUAGAGUCCAAGUGGAAAAUCUUCAUAAUUUUGGUGUCAGGACCUGCCAUAUUAUGGGGUAUAUUGCGUUCCAGAAGGGUGGAUAUCGUCAUGCUGGCUUCACACGGAAAGAUUUGUACAACCACAUCGAUCGCUAUCGUCGGGCAAAAGUUAAAAACGGGGAUGCCAAUGCGGCAAUAAACUAUUUGAUUGGCAAGUCAAACAACGAUCCACUGUUCUUUGGAAAGUAUACGUUCACUAGUGACGAAAGGCUGGAGCAUAUUUUUUGGGCAAAUGGGCAGUCAAUUAUCGACUAUCACUACUUUAGAGAUAUUGUUGCCUUUGAUUCAACCUACAAGAAGAAUAAAUACAACAAGCCUUUGGUCAUUUUCUCAGGAUGCAAUCAUCACGGACAGACUGUUAUCUUCGGCUCCGGCCUACUAUCCGACGAAACCACAGAGACGUAUAAGUGGUUGUUGGAAACCUUUGUUGAAGCGAUGGGUGGGAAAAGUCCAAAAGCAGUAAUAACUGACGGAGACCUUGCCAUGCGAGAUGCAAUCAAGAAUGUUCUGCCUGAAGCGACCCAUCGGUUAUGCGGAUGGCAUCUGCAGAGAAAUGCAUGUGAAAAUAUAAAGAAUCCUAAUUUCCUGCGCGAUUUUAAGGGUCUUAUAUACGACAACAACGACCAGAGAGACUUUGAUCGGAGAUGGGCAGCCAUUUUGGAUAAGCACAACCUUGUUGGCAGUACCUGGAUGGAAAAGACGUACGAAACUCGUGAGAUGUGGUCCCAUUGUUUCAUCCGAGAUAAGUUUUUCGGUUACAUAAGGACGACAUCACAGUGUGAAGGUAUAAAUUCUCUCAUCAGAUUUUAUGUUAAUCGCAAGAACACCCUCAUUGACUUCAUGCAUAACCUGGAUAGGGCCUUAAAGGAGUAUAGAAACAACGACUUAAUAGCUGACUAUAAGUCUCAAUGCUCAGAGCCAUUGAUGAUUACCUCGUUGGAGGUAUAUGAAAGAUCUGCAUCAUGUUAUUUCACGCGAAACAUUUUCAAGGAAAUUCAUAAUGAGAUUCAGAGGGCAGGGGCUUUGAAUAUAAUGAUACUAAGCACAACCUUGGACAAGGUAGAGUUCAGUGUGACUGCUCUCGGAGACCCGGCCAAAGAUCGACGGGUGGAAGUCGAUAGAGACUUUGAUGAAGUCCAGUCUGAACUUGUCAAUUUAGUUAUCCACUUGCAGUCACGCAAACAAGGCAAGUCAACUCCUAAUGUUAACAUGGAAGGCAUCAACGAUCCAUUUGUUGUCAAAAGCAAAGGAGCCCCUUCCAAGAAGUCUUCUUGGAGGAAGAAGAGAGCAUGCUCUAAUUGCCACAAGUACGGUCAUUACUACAAGCGCUGUCCAGAUCUGAUGCAGCAUAGUGUGGAAGGUAACCAUCGCGAUCGAUCAUACGGCAAUGCAUCAGCCAAGGACUCAAGUUUUAGUCCAGAGAGGGUUGCUAAUUCUUCGAGGUCGUUCUCAAUUAAGUCCGAACACUACUCAGGACCUAAUACCAAGCCUUUUAAAAAGGGUGGAACAAGGAAGUUUACGGCGACAGGUAUGAGGAACCGGAAGGGUAAAGACAAUACUUUUGUUGAGUUUCUGAUUGGGGAUUAUGAUGUUAUCAGCAGAUCGAUGUUCGAGAUCCGUUACCAUCGUCACUGCCUUGUGGCAACAAACAAGGAUCUGCUGUAUUCUCGUUGCAGUAAAUUGCGGUUGACUUUUGGGUAA